CCCAGCCCUGUCAGGGCGGCGCGCAUGCGUGCUGACAGCGAGGAGCAGCAAGAUGGAGACUGGGUCGGGGAGGUUAAUACAGAAAAGUGUUAAAAUUGCAGCUGGAGCUGUUGUGUGUGUUGAAAGUGAAAUCAAGGGAGAUGUAACUAUUGGUCCGAGGACAGUAGUUCAUCCUAAGGCUCGCAUUAUCGCAGAAGCAGGACCAAUCGUCAUUGGGGAGGGGAAUUUGAUUGAAGAACAAGCACUUAUUAUUAACAGCUAUCCAGAAAAUCUUGCGCCUCAGAAGGAAGAUGUUGAACCUAAACUUAUGACUAUUGGAACAAACAAUGUAUUUGAAGUUGGGUGUCAUUUUGAAGCUCUGAAGAUUGGAGAUAACAAUGUAAUUGAAUCUAAAGCAUAUAUAGGUAGAAAUGUGAUCCUGACCAGUGGCUGUAUUAUUGGAGCCUGCUGUCAUGUAAAUUCCUGUGAAGUUAUUCCAGAAAAUACAGUUAUCUAUGGGGUAGACUGUAUGCGAAGAGUACAGUCAGAACGCCCUCAGCCACAAACUCUGCAGCUUGAUUUCCUGAUGAAGAUCUUGCCUAAUUAUCAUCACCUGAAGAAAACAGUGAAGGGAUGCUCCACUCCAAUAAAAAGCUGAAGAAGACCAGAAUCUGAGUUCUGCAGAGGAGUUAAUUUAUUUUAGUACAAGCAUAAUCUCCUAAAAGCAGCAGCCUGUGCUGAAGUAGGAGAAACAAUUGCAUGUAGAACUUUAUCCUGAAGUAUGUAAUGUGUCCUUCACAAUUAAAUGAAAUAAUGAUUUAAGUCAUAACCAAUGUUAAAUAUAUUUUGGUUUCAAUUACCUUGGUCAGUUUGUUUUUUCACAAUUUAGUUAAUCUUAUUCUUUUAAAGUAAUAAUGUGGAUACUAGAGCAAUCUUAUUAUGGACAAAAAAAAGUUUAAAGUCAAAGGACAUUACAAAACUUGUUGGUCAUCAGCUUAUUUUGCAUAAAAUUAGUAGCUCUUCUCCCCCCUCCCCAUCAUUACAUAUUUAUGAAGAAACAAACUAAACAUGCCACAGUUCAGUAAAUAUAUUUAAUAUUAGCCCCUUGAUUCCAUUUUCAACAAGAGUUUUCAACCUCUGUUGAUUUUGGUGUAAAUUUGAUGAAGCAAAAAAUGUUUAUCUGUAACUUAAGGUAUCCACACUGAUUGUGAAGAAAGCAGUUAGUUAUAAUGUAAGUUUACCUACUUUACAAUAAUAAAUGAACUUUGAAAGUA
This is a messenger RNA of Pristis pectinata (smalltooth sawfish), 1253 nucleotides long. It is a transcript of the gene dctn6, whose product is annotated as dynactin subunit 6. The record is from RefSeq and is a predicted model, not a curated record. Bases 53 to 637 code for a protein of 194 amino acids. Gene Ontology annotation, cellular component: dynactin complex. NCBI's taxonomy places the organism in Eukaryota, Metazoa, Chordata, Chondrichthyes, Rhinopristiformes, Pristidae. The transcript has 7 exons. Gene Ontology annotation, biological process: mitotic spindle organization. Gene Ontology annotation, molecular function: dynein complex binding.